AGAACGCAAGACCCACGCUUUUCUUUCUGGCUCGCCAAGUUGAGCUUUGACACACACCAAACACCUUCACCCUAAUCUAAUCCCUUCACCCAAUUAGCUCCAAGUCGUCUUCUCCUUCCCAUUCCCAUCCUCUGAUGUUGUAUAUAUAAACGCGCGCAACCACAGGCCACAUAGAACCUAUACUCAGACCAAACAAAAGGAACAAGAAGAUCACACCGAUUCAAACCACCACCGUAUCCAUCCCAGAGGAGCAAGCAAGCAACCACAUAGGCAAGCAAAGAGUUUGGAGAAUGGCGAUCGCCGUUAGCGGUCAAUGGACGCGGCUGCGCACGCUCGGCUGCGGCGCGUCGGGAGCCGUGGUGUCUCUGGCGGCUGACGGCGCCUCAGGGGAGCUGUUCGCGGUCAAGUCGGUGGCCGCGGCGGACGCGGCGAUGCUGAGCCGGGAGCAGGGGAUUCUGUCCGGGCUCUGCUCGCCUGACGUUGUGCGUUGCAUCGGCGGCGGCCACCGCGACGGCUCGUACCACCUCUUCCUCGAGUUCGCCCCCGGCGGCUCACUAGUCGACGAGGUCGCCAGGAAUGGUGGGUGCCUCGAGGAGCGCGCCAUCCGCGCCUACGCGGCGGAUGUACUGCGCGGGCUGGCGUACGUCCACGGCGAGUCGCUCGUGCACGGGGACAUCAAGUCAAGGAACAUAGUGAUCGGCGCCGACGGGCGCGCCAAGCUCGCGGACUUCGGGUGCGCGAGGACGGUGGGCUCAGUGAGGCCGAUCGGAGGCACGCCGGCCUUCAUGGCACCUGAGGUAGCCCGGGGGGAGGACCAGGGCCCGGCCGCCGAUGUAUGGGCGCUCGGCUGCACGGUGGUCGAGAUGGCCACCGGGCGCGCCCCGUGGAGCGACCUCGACAACGUCCUCGCCGCCGUCCACCGGAUUGGUUACACGGACGCUGUGCCCGAGGUGCCGGCUUGGCUGUCUCCCGAGGCCAAGGACUUCCUCGCCGCGUGCUUCGCGAGAAACCCCCGCGACCGCCGCACGGCGGCGGAGCUCCUCGAGCAUCCAUUCCUGGCAUUCCAACCAGGGGAGGCCAAGGCCCGGCAGUGGGUGUCGCCCAAGAGCACGCUGGACGCCGCAUUCUGGGAAUCGGAGUCCGACGACGACGACGAAAAGGAAAUUUCGGUGAACGCGUCCGAGAGGAUCAAGUCCUUGUCCUGCUCCAUCUCGGCCUCGCCGGACUGGGAUUCCGACGAAGGCUGGAUCGAUGUGCUCGGCGGCAAGCAGUGUGCCGAACCUUGCGAUUCGCCAGCAACAAAGGAGCCAGCUGAUCUGGCUAGCCGAGCGCCAGGCAAAGUGUGCUGGUCCGCGGCGGUGACAGCUGAAGACAUGGCUGUCGUCGGUGGCCUUUCAAGCGAUGAACAACUGGAUGCAGAGGAAGGGCCGCCUUUCGGUGGAGAUAUCCUAGCCGACGAUCAGUCAACUGAUCGUCAGAACAAAGUCUGUGCGAAAUCAGACAGAGAGAUACCGUGUAAACGAAUUGAUGCAAUAGAAAAGUUUUGUUUUCCACAAAAAUUGCUGUCCCGUUCUGAUAAUUUCUCUUCCAUGUUCUGGACCCGUUCUGAUAAGUGUGUCCGUAUUGAAUUUCGAUGCAUGUUUGGAGAAAACAACAUGUCUCUUUUUACACUUACUCCACGUUGCACCCACCCGGGAGCAUAUGCUUCCGGUUGA
This is a messenger RNA of Lolium rigidum, 1715 nucleotides long. Its product is annotated as mitogen-activated protein kinase kinase kinase 17-like. The record is from RefSeq and is a predicted model, not a curated record. Gene Ontology annotation, biological process: protein phosphorylation. Gene Ontology annotation, molecular function: protein kinase activity; ATP binding. NCBI's taxonomy places the organism in Eukaryota, Viridiplantae, Streptophyta, Magnoliopsida, Poales, Poaceae. The transcript has a single exon. The coding region runs from base 291 to 1715 and encodes 474 amino acids.